CGCGGUAAAACCAAAAGUGCUCUGUGCUACCGUUAGCCCCUGUUGGGGACCAAUAGACAAACAUGCCCAUUAGGGCGCACUGCACCAUCUGCGCGGACUUCUUCGACAAUACUCGUGAUGUGGCAGCUAUACACUGCGGGCAUACAUUCCAUUAUGCAUGUUUGCUCCAGUGGUUUCACACUGCGCCAAGUCGGACUUGUCCACAAUGUAGGAUCCAGGUCAGUAACAGGCACAUCAUCAACAAACUGUUCUUUGACAGUGGACAAGAAUUGGAUACCUCACUUGAUGCAGAUUCACUGAAGAACGAAGUAGACAGAAUACAAGCAUUGCUUAUAACAAAAGAGAAAGAGAAGCGAGAAUGUCAGGGUCUGGUGGAUUCCUUGCGGGAGAUGCUGGACGUCAGAAAUAUCACAAUACAAUCCAUACAGAAAGAGCUUGGGGACAUGGAAAUGUUGUGCUCUACUUUGAAGAAGCAGAUGAAGUACUUAGAACAGCAGCAGUCUGACACCAAAGCUGCUAAGGAGGAAGCGCACAGGCUGCGGAACAAACUAAAGACUAUGGAAAGCAUUGAGGUCCUGUUGCAGUCUCGGCGUCCGGAAGUAGAGAUGAUGAUCCGAGAUAUGGGCUCAGGCCCUGCGGCAGUGGAACAACUGGCCAUUUACUGUGUGUCCCUAAAGAAGGAAUAUGAGAACCUAAAGGAAGUACGUAAAUCAUCUACAGAGAUGACGGAGAAGCUGAGAAAGGAAUUGUUUACUUCUAACAACAAGGUGCAGAAGUUGACAAUGGAGCUCGAUAAGGCGAGGGAAGAGCUAAGUGCCACCCAGAAGGAGCUGCUCAACGCUGACAAAGAGGUCAUGAGUUUAAAGAAGAAAGUGGAUUUUCUGCAGAAAACUCUCAGCUCUCCAACUGCUGCCAAUGAAGCCAUCAGUCGACUGAUCUUUGAAAGCCCAGCCCCCAUUGGACUGGAGAGGCCAAAACUUCGCCGUCCAGCAAUGGGAGAAGAUAUAAAUCUUGACAUGACCUUCGAUAUUGACACACCUGAGCACAGCACACAAAAAUCCUUUGUGGUACCUUCAAAGAAGAUAAAGCUUGAUAAGGCAGAGUCUCAUGUGACCAGUCCAAAGAACAAAGCUCUACAGGAGUCUAAAGGGUUAACAAGCUGGCCUGGCAGCCGGGUACAAGCUGAUGAGGAUGAUCUUGCUCUGCCGUCUUUCAUUAAGAACUCUCUGCUUCACAAGAAGCCUGUCGGGAGCAUGUUUAACCAGAGACAAAACACAGGAGUGGUGCGAACUGGUUUUGAUGGCUUAGGAGGCAGAACUAAAUUUAUUCAACCUAGCAACCUCACUGAUAUUCGCCCUCUGCAUACAAAAUUGAAAAGGAAGAAGGUAUCCAGACCAGUUGCCACCAUCUCGUCUGCUUCUAACCAACCAAGGCUGGAAGAUUUCUUGAAAUGACCAAUAGCAUCACGGAAGUCCGUGAAGCUGCUAUAUAAGCCGGUCUGAGGACAAAGCACUUUUAUUGACAUUGCAGACUGCGCUCCUGGUGCUUUAUAAGUCAGAAGUACAUGUGACUGCUGUGCUCGGUUACAAAUUGCACCAAGAUUUCCAUGUAUGCGGGAUUAAAGGAUUGUGAUAGGGUUAAACAGAAAGCUGCUAAACUGACGCUUGGGUGGGUGGGCACUGAACUUUAUGCCG
Messenger RNA from Bombina bombina (fire-bellied toad), 1694 nucleotides. RefSeq names its product TRAF interacting protein (gene TRAIP). The coding region runs from base 63 to 1454 and encodes 463 amino acids. NCBI's taxonomy places the organism in Eukaryota, Metazoa, Chordata, Amphibia, Anura, Bombinatoridae. The record is from RefSeq and is a predicted model, not a curated record. The transcript has 15 exons.